UUUUUGAAAGUGUAAAAUAGCGAGCUGCAGAAUUCCAUUCUAUUUAUUUAAUUCUCUUCAUAUGCGCAUUUAAUUCAUGUUUUACAAAAUCGCAACGAGUUCUUAAUCUUCACAUGCUGAGGCCCUGUUCAGAAGUAUAUCUUUUGACCGUUGUUCUUCGGAUUUACUUAGAAAACAGACAAUGCCGCAAUGCCAAUUUAGCUUGGGAGUGUUUCUUCGGCUUGCACUCCUCAAAAAAACAACGAGAAAAUAUAUUCCCGCCUAAUACUAAUCGCGAUAUCAUCUUGUAAAGGUAAUAGCUUGGGUGCUAAAGCAAAUCUGGUCGAGGUCCAACGAUAUGCUUUUCACCUCUGCGAGAGGCGCUGCCAACAUCAUCCCCUGCUACUCUCAUAAAACAGAUCCACUGAACUUCCAAAAAUCAAUAAUCGUGGGCAUUUCAAAGCCAAUUUCAAUUUACAGGCCCUCACAUUUUACCCAAACCACAAUAUUGGACCCUGGCUAUCAAAAGCAUCAAGGAUAUGCAACUUCCUCCUUUCGCUUGAUCGGAGCAAAAUAAUAAUAUUGCGAACAAUCAGGAAUACGUGCCGUGUAACAGAAACCGGCUAGCCUUUUCAUUCACUAUGGCUUGUACAGCCCUCUUAGCACGCACCUACGUACGUAUUGAAUACGAUACCAACCAUUUAUAGGAUUCGUCCUCGGUAGUAGUCGCCUCAACUCAAAUGCCUCAAGACUCCGGGAGCUCACUUCCUGUGACUCAUGACAUCAUUGAGUAUGCACCUUGAAGAUUGUGGUGACAAACAAAUUCGUAUUAGUUUGGAAGAUCUGAGCUCUUGCCAUCAGAAUUUGGGUGUUUCAUCUAAGCCUUCUUUGUUCUGGUAAAAUUAUCUAAUAGAGGGAGGUAAAAAAUAGAAUCGUACAAGAAACAGCUUGGCGGAUCCCG
Messenger RNA from Metschnikowia bicuspidata var. bicuspidata NRRL YB-4993, 940 nucleotides. RefSeq lists its product as uncharacterized. The transcript has a single exon. Bases 338 to 556 code for a protein of 72 amino acids. The record is from RefSeq and is a predicted model, not a curated record. NCBI's taxonomy places the organism in Eukaryota, Fungi, Ascomycota, Pichiomycetes, Serinales, Metschnikowiaceae.